CUGUGGGUGGUGCUCUUCUCCGUCUUCUUUGAUCUUCGCUAUUACUUCAGGCUUGCUCUACACGACGGCCUCUACUACGUGCCGAUGCUGAAUGAAUACGGGAAGUCUCGCUCCUACACGGCCUGGAUGGGCUCCCUCACCAACGCCUUCUUCAUGCUCGGAGGUCCCAUCAGCUCCUCGUUCAUCCAGCGGUUCGGGUGCCGUUCGUCCCUCAUACUGGGCUCCGUCCUCAUAAUGACGGGCUACAUCGCCUCCGCCUUCACCACCUCCCUCGAGAUGCUCUUCUUCACCUACGGCAUCGUGAUAGCGUGUGGGAUGAACUUCUGCUACUCGGGUCAGAUCAUCGCCCUGGCACAGUACUUCGACAAGAGGCAGUCCAUUGCCACGUCCGGUGCCAUGAUCGGAAUCGGGAUCGGCAUGUUCUUUAUGAGUUCUUUGUCGGAAUACGUGAUCCGGGAGUACGGCUGGCGGGGGUCCUUCCUCUUCAACGGCGCCCUCAGCCUCCAGAUUGUGGUCCUUGGCGCCCUGGUGUUCCCGCUCCAGCUCACGCCCUCGCAGGAGUUCCUCAAGGACCUCCAGGAGCAGACGGAGAAGUUCCCUGGCUCGAUCGCCACCGUCAGGGGAAUGACAACUUCCAGAAGUCGAGCGUCUUUCAAAAAGUCUCUGAAUGACAGGUUGGUCUCAAAGCUUAUAAUAUCAGCCCAUAUUGAUUGCUACCCCCUCCAUCUCCCCCAUUGGUCCAUUACCCUCCACGCCUUCGCGUCUGAUCCGCCGGCACCAGCCGAGCUCUCCCACUCAGACCUCCGCUCGAAUCAAUACAGCUUCCCCCACAGAGAUUCGCACGUGGAGUUCGGUCUCUUCUCGAGGAAUCAGAGCUUCUGUUCUCGACGUGAUUUGCAGUAUGAUGGAGAUAUCGACGCUGGGAAACCUGGCGUGUUUGGGGUCGAGAAGGUGAGGUUCCUUCUGCGGGAGGACGACUGCGACCUCAGCUGCUGCGCCGAAGAGCUGGAGGAGGGCUGCGCGGGAGAGGCUCACCAGAACUGGCGCAAUGAGCGAAGGUCCCUGUGCACGCUUUUGGUCAAGAAACUGAAGCUUCGAACACAAAGAGCCAUCAAAUCAUUCUCUGAAAACUCUUCCGAUCACCCUCUGCUGGAUACCCGCGUGUGGCUGAUGGAUUUCUCAGUCCUCUUCUGCAUGGUGGGAACUCUCACGUUAUAUGUCAUCUACAAGGAUUUCGCCGACUCAGUGGGUCAGAGCGAAUAUUAUUCCAUGGCUCUCUCUGGCAUUGGCAUCGGUGACCUCAUCGGCCGAGUGAGCACAGGCCUCCUCAUGACGCUGAAUGACGCAAGUAUCAAUUUUACCAUUUACUAUUAUCGGUGGUUCUUCUCCUUCUAAUAUUAUUUCAUCUAC
Molecule: messenger RNA, 1410 nt
Organism: Penaeus vannamei (Pacific white shrimp)
Lineage: Eukaryota; Metazoa; Arthropoda; Malacostraca; Decapoda; Penaeidae
Source: RefSeq, a predicted model, not a curated record